ACUAUUUCUUCAACACAAACUCUCUUUUAUACUUACACAUAUAAAAACUCAAUUCAAACAAGAUUUUCAUACUUUUAAAUAAAAAUACUUGCAAGAAAAAGAGUUCAGUUGUAAACAAGAGAUCGUUAAGAAAAGACGUUUAGCGCAUAAAAAAGUGGAUUUAUUUUAAACUCAAAAAAAUCAUACUUGUGGAUUAAUUUCGUAACAAACAACACAAAAUAAAAAUGGCUAGUGUUUGCAUGUCACAGAACAACUAUCAACAACAACAUCACUUUGAAAUUGUCAACGGCAACAUGAUGAUGUUGCAACAACACCAUCAGCAACAACAAAUGCCUGUACAGGCUCAAUAUGUCAACAAAUUGCAACCUAUUGCUCCAGCUCAACCCAAAAUUUUGGGAACCAGCAACUUGCAAAAUAUUCAACAACAACAAGCUCCAGGACCCAUGAUGGUCAAGAAGAAGUACACUUAUGCCAACAUGCCCUAUGGUGAGCAAUUGCCCUCAGUAGCUCGCCGCAAUGCUCGUGAGCGUAACCGCGUUAAGCAAGUCAACAAUGGUUUUGCCAAUCUCCGUCAACACAUUCCUCAAACCGUCAUCAAUACACUGUCCAGUGGUGGCCGUGGUGCUAGCAAGAAACUCUCCAAAGUUGAUACUCUACGCAUUGCUGUUGAAUACAUUCGUGGUUUACAAGAUCUUUUGGAAUCAUCUAAUCAAGCUGGUUCCUCCAGCAGCAUGCAACAACAACACUAUGAUGAAACCAGUAAUGAUGGCAGCAACUAUGGUUACUCUUCAAUUGGCAGUCCUGUUGACAAUCAAUCCUACCAUAUGACCCAUUCUCCAACCUCAUCCUACUCCGAUUCCGACAUUUCCAUCAAUGGUGCCAACAGUUUUGUACAACCUUUGAAAUUGGAAGAACCCGAACAACAAGAUUUCAAAUUUGAUUUCUCCGAACAACAUGAUGAUGAAGAACUUUUGGAUUACAUUUCAUCUUGGCAAGAUCAAUAAGUUGGUAAAAUUUUGCCAACAUUGCUACAAAGAAAAAAAACAUACCCGCCUUUACGAAAAACAAAUUGAAAUUCAUCUCUGGUUCCUGCUACUCAUGAAGAAAGAAGAAAAAAUGAAACGAAUAACAAAAGAACUAGUCUGUCAGUUGUACAAAUGUAAAUAAUUCUUUUAUAUAACUUGCUUUUACUCAAUGAAGCAGUGCCUUGAGUAUUAUUAGUUUAUAAGUUUAAUUUUAAUGGAAGACAAUGAUUUAAAACUUUUUUUAUUUUAUAAUUUUAAGUUUAUUAUUUUUAAGAUGGAAGACACUAAACUUUAGUUAUUAAGCAAAACAAACCCCUUGAAAAAAUUGUUAUAAAUUUUUUUUAUUUAAAUUAUUUAACAAAUACAAAAACACAAAU
Molecule: messenger RNA, 1402 nt
Organism: Lucilia cuprina (Australian sheep blowfly)
Lineage: Eukaryota; Metazoa; Arthropoda; Insecta; Diptera; Calliphoridae
Gene: l(1)sc
Product: achaete-scute complex protein T3
Exons: 1
Coding region: 225-1004 (259 amino acids)
Biological process (GO): regulation of transcription by RNA polymerase II; developmental process
Molecular function (GO): DNA-binding transcription factor activity, RNA polymerase II-specific; protein dimerization activity; RNA polymerase II transcription regulatory region sequence-specific DNA binding
Source: RefSeq, a predicted model, not a curated record